Molecule: messenger RNA, 2173 nt
Organism: Acanthaster planci (crown-of-thorns starfish)
Lineage: Eukaryota; Metazoa; Echinodermata; Asteroidea; Valvatida; Acanthasteridae
Gene: dtwd1
Product: DTW domain containing 1
Biological process (GO): tRNA modification
Cellular component (GO): nucleus
Molecular function (GO): tRNA-uridine aminocarboxypropyltransferase activity
Source: RefSeq, a predicted model, not a curated record
CUCCCGAGAGUUACAGUGUACACGUUACAAUGAGUUACAAUGUACUCUGAAUAAUCAUAAUGAUAUUUACUGAAUUAUUAUAUGGAAACUGAGUAAUUCUCACGGGGUUACAGGCUCAGGCUGAUGAAGAGAUAGAGGUCAUCCAAGAGCCAUGAUCUAUGAGAUAACUGAAAAAGUACGUCAUUGCUACUUGAUCAAGGCAUUGUUGCACCGUCAAGCGACUUUACUCGAUUAAGCUUUGGUCCAUGACCUGGUCUGGGGUAGUGUGCAUUGACUUCGGGCCUACUGUGAGUGAAUGAGGCAUGGAUGUUGCCAGUGACAAUCCCUUUGAAGGACUCAAGAUAGACUCCCAUGAUCCUUUGCGUAAAGCUACCAAGAGAACACCAUGCCCAGAAUGCAGUGCUUCUAGGAAAUAUUUCUGUUACAAGUGUUAUAUUCCAAUGCCAGAGAUUGCUGGGAAAUUCCAAACAGUCAAGCUUCCUCUGAAAGUUGACAUCAUUAAGCACAAGCAAGAGGUUGAUGGGAAGAGUACUGCACCACAUGCCAAGAUCCUAGCCCCCGACCUCGUGACCAUCUACACUUACCCAACUAUUCCACCAUAUGAGAACAAGGAAAAGUUGCUCCUUGUGUUUCCGUACAAAGAUGCUAUUGCACUGGAGCAGCUGAUGAAACACAGAACAUCAGCCAAUGAGAACAGUGAUGCAAUGAAAGAACAACCUCAGAUACACUCCAAUGGAAUCCAGGAAGGAAACAUUAUACAUUGUUCCCAGUUAGAACCGAGUGUGACUAAACCAAGUUCUUGCAGUUCCGUUAUCAGAUUGGAUAUGGAUCCACAAGGAUCGGCUUAUUUGCAGUCAUCUGACCAAGAGAAUGCACCCCACAACUGCCACCAAAAAUGCCAGAGAACCUUUAGUGAAACUCUAGGUGAAGGUGCAACUGGGCCAGAUGAAGCCCAUCAUGGUGCCAAAGUUGAGUCUGAGGAAGGCCUGUUUGAGCGAGUGAUUUUCAUCGACAGUACUUGGGCACAGAGUCAUGCAAUAAGUAUAGAUGAAAGACUAGCAGGAAUCAAACGUGUCAUUUUGAAAGACAGGGAAACAGCGUUUUGGAGAAAGCAGCAUCGCAAGCCACGAACCUACUUAGCUACCAUAGAAGCGAUCUAUUACUUCAUGGUUGACUAUCAUACGAUUAUCUUGAGGAAGCUUUACAGGGGUCAGUAUGAUAACCUGCUAUUCUUCUAUAGCUUUAUGUAUCAUCUUGUCAAGAAAGCUGCCAAGGAGGAAGAAAGUCAAGAAGAAAUCCAUCCAGUAGGGUUUUCCUAGACAAUUCAAAUCAAAGUGGCCCACUUGCAAUUACAUGUAUUUGUAACCGCGUCAGGCUUUUUAGCCACAACUGCUUCCCCACUGGUGAAAAAGUAAAUGAAAAAUAAUUUUUUUAUUUUACCAUUAUUUUUGCGGGAAGUUUCCACAUACCCAGGUGCAAUGACUUAACUCCUGAAAUCACAUUAGGCAUGCAGUGCUGCCACACUGGUUUACGUCUAAAACACUAGACCUCCCCAUGACAACAUGGCCAUGUACAAUGUGUGUAGGUAGGAAGACAAAUGUGAGAAAUGUCACAGUCAUUACUUGACAUGGAUUGAAAGUGGCAAAAUGUUAAUGAAGAUUUUAGGAAUUAGGUUGCUAAACUUGUUGGCUUUCUAUGCAUUUUUAAAAUGUCCACAAAGUAUUAAUUAGAAGACCAAAUUCUAGUGUUUUCAGUAGUGAUUUGUCCAUGACGUCACCGUGUAUGCACACUGGUGUUCACUGGAUAUUUACCAUCAUUAAUUCAUCACCAACCCAGGGAAACCCUGAAGGCAGAAUGUUUAUAGUAAUAAAUGUACCUGAUCGAAGAAACCCACAAAGGGACUUUUGUUCAAGUGUAACCUGACCUGUGUGAUUAUAAAAUCCCAAUUAAAUCCAACAUGUGCCAUCCUCCGUAUGCCAAAUUAUUUCACAACUCUAUGAAAAAUCAGAGCUGAUGGCAAAGUUCUUUCCUUGUUUGUUACUUUAAUGUGUGGUAGAGGUGUAAGCAUUUAAACCUUUCAAGGGUCAGUUUUUUGAAUGUCAAAUUCAUGUUCAGUGUUUUUCUAAUUUCCUUUGGCCAUAAUAAAUCUGAUAUAAAGAAGUUCACCCCUUGA